Messenger RNA from Ornithodoros turicata, 4825 nucleotides. It is a transcript of the gene mahj, whose product is annotated as DDB1- and CUL4-associated factor 1-like. Gene Ontology annotation, molecular function: protein binding. The record is from RefSeq and is a predicted model, not a curated record. The transcript has 31 exons. NCBI's taxonomy places the organism in Eukaryota, Metazoa, Arthropoda, Arachnida, Ixodida, Argasidae. Bases 367 to 4617 code for a protein of 1416 amino acids. Gene Ontology annotation, cellular component: nucleus; Cul4-RING E3 ubiquitin ligase complex. Gene Ontology annotation, biological process: protein ubiquitination.
UCAAAAUACGUCGCAUUGCUUGCAUUGCCGUUUCGAAAUCGACCACAGCGGCAUCCUGUGCAGUGUAUCGUAACUAAAGCACGUGUCGUUGUAAUAGCGAUGUUCUCGCGGUCAAAAUUUUUUGACUGGUAACUCGGGGGUGCAACAAUUUGUGCCUCUGCGGUAAGCAAAAUUAUAUGUAGGCAGAGGCUUAUAGCCCGGACGUAAUCGAAAUUUAGCGAAAGAGCUGCCGCUGGCAUCGUUUUCGACGCGAAGCACUAGGGUUAGUACGCACUGCUGGUGCAUGGAAACUGCUGUUGGUGGUUCCUGAUAUGUUCAACGGUGUUUGAGCACCUGUCUGGUCAGAGUAGAGGAACCCUCUGUGCCAUGGCACCCCCAGGCGAAGCCAUGCCAACGCUGUUAGAUUCAGCAGCGGAACUGGCACAAGUGCUUGAACGCUGGGAGGCAGAGACGGACGCAGAUCCCAUUCCGAGUCUCACAAGGCUGGCAGAACUCGUGGAAAGGGAAACAGAAGCCUACCUCAAGAUGGAUCCAGAUCCAUUCGAUGAUCGUCACCCAAGCCGUGCCCGUCCAUUCUGUACCCUGGGCCACUUGCUGAAGGCGCUCUUCAAGAACGACGACUUCAUGCACAAGCUCGUGAACGACUACGUCCUGACCCACGACACCAGUGGAAACCACGCUCUGAGCACGGCAGCAUGUCGUCUGCUGCUGGACAUACUGCCGGGGCUGGAGACGUCCGUGGUAUUCCAGGACACCGAAGGCCUCGUGUCGAAGCUGAUGGGUUGGGCCGAGGCCUACAGCCCCCUGCCACUCGGGGCGUACGCCACGGGCCUCCUGGCAGCAGCUAUGGAAGUGCAGGACGUGGCGGCAAACUUCCGAGAGACGAACGCCCGACUGGUGCCCCUCAUGCUGCAGCGUCUGUGGAAGCUGAGUGAGGAAUCUUUGGGGAACGGUGUCAGUGAAUGCCACCAGGAGGCAACUGAUGGAGUCCCUCGCUGCAGCACUUCUAUGGUAGCACUGAUCAACGAGGGCUCUAACAGCAGCUGGGCGGAACUCGAACCCCUCAUGAUUGGGUCGCAUCAGGUGCACCCACUUACAGGUGAAAUGCAGCAGCGACUGAUCCUGCAGUACCUGACCCCCCUCGGAGAAUACCAGGAACUGCUCGGGGCCGUCCUGGAAGCGCGUACUCUCCGCCUCUUGCUGCGAUACGUCGACCUGAGGAUAAACAAAGACGUCAGGCUCGCGUUUGAGGCACUCAAGUAUUUGGCUUCCCUGUUGUGCCACAAGAAAUUUGCUCUCGAGUUCAUAGCGGUUGGGGGUCUGCAGAAACUUCUUGAAGUGCAUCGUCCUUCGGUGGCUGCAUCCGGCGUCUCGGUCUGUCUCUACUAUCUCGCCUACAGCGAAGACGCCAUGGAAAGGGUUUGCCUCUUGCCGCAGAACGUUCUGUCCAACUUGGUAUCGUACGCCCUGUGGCUGCUGGAACGGUCGCACGACUCGAGUCGUUGCAACGCGACCAUGUUCUUUGGACUGGCGUUCCCCUUUCGACCUUUGCUGGAGUUGUUCGAUGCGCAGGACGGCUUACGGAAGCUGCUCAACGUUAUGAGCACGCUGGACGUGUUUGUGAGGGAUUCAGACUCCAACAACGUUACUACCGACGAGCAGGUGUUUGCCAGCAGGCAGACGGCACGGCACGUCUGCGUCGCCCUCAAACGCUACUUUGAGGCCCAGCUCGCGCUGAAGGCGGAGCAGGUGCGACGAGCGCACGCUCGCAAUGGCUCCCCCGUGCCGACGAUGUUCAACAACGGAUGCGGAGUGGCGACGUCCCCACGUCUGGCCACCAAGGCAGCUCGAUGGAGCACGGAAGCGUUCUGGGAGAACAUCGAGAUCCUCUUGGAACUGUUGCCCGCGAGGGCCCGCUGGCAGCCGGCGGAAGAGCUGGUGCGACUCGGCGGCGUCAACCUUCUCCUGCAGACGGUGGCCAUGACGUAUGACUGGAACCAUUCUAGUAAGGCUGAUGCUGUGAGGGCAGCCCUAGACGUCCUGGCAGUGUGUUCAGUGGUACCCAAGGUACAGCUUGCAUUGUGCAACAGCCUUUCCUUGGAUGUGCCACCAUCAGGCCUUCAGGGGUACCAUCGUCCAGCCACGGGAAUGAGCGUAAUCCUCGCUUCCGCCGAGGGAGACUUCGUGGCCGACCCCGACGUGCAGCGCUCUGCCCUGAACGUGGUCAUCAACUGCGUCUGUGGUCCCACGUCCAGGUGCGAUGUUGGCUUCCAGCUUGGAGGCAGUGUGGGUCGCAUGCUCUCGGGUUCCGUCAAGAAGAAGGCUUCCGUCAGAAGCAGCGAAGACCUGCUGUCGAAGAUGUGGUAUGCCGUCCGAGCGAACAAUGGCAUCAUGGUCCUCCUGAACUUGCUGACCGUGAAAAGCCCAAUCACGGACGCGGAUUCGCUCCGAGCGCUCUCCUGCAAGGCACUGUGCGGACUGGCACGUUGUCACACUGUCAGACAGAUCAUCAGCAAGCUUCCUCUUUUUGCCAGUGGGCAGCUACAAGUGCUCAUGCGCGAGCCUGUGCUGCAGGACAAGCGCGGAGAACACGUCAAGUUUUGCCGCUACUGCAUGCAACUAGUCGAGAGAGUGACAGGGGCGCCCCUGAUGGCGGUUGGCAUCGACACUUCUUUGGAACGCAUCCAACGGUCGGAAGUCGUGGCGCAGACCAACAUUCGCUACCGUGAGAAGGACCUGCUCCAGCUCAUCUACCAGCACCUGCUCGCAAAAGGGCUGGGAGACGCUGCGGCAACGUUGCAACGUGAAGCAGCCCUGCCCACAGUGCGCCAGUCCUCGAUGCAGAACUGUUUCGGCGGUCAGCUCACUCCCGGGGGCGUCCCGUGGUCUCCGUCCGCCAACCGCGUCGCUCGGCCAAUCACGUCCCGCUGCACGUCGACCACUUCCGUGCCGUCGACGCCGACAGCCACCAACGGGGGUUCGAGCACCAGCAUGGCGUCUGCUACUUCGGCGGUGUCGACUUCGCUACCGGUGCCUCCCGCAACACCAGUUUCUUCACUCUCCAUACACAGGAGUGCCCAGCUACGAGUGUCUAGCGAAGGGACGCCUCCAGUUCCGGCACUGCAGAAACGCAACAGCAUCAGCAGCGGCACCGGAACCAGUCUCUUUCAGCCCUCCCCCGCGCUCAAGCGGUUAGGGGCUGGGGCAUCCAUAGCCGCUGUUCCCGGCCCCCACGCAGUGUCUCUCGACUCCAUUGUCAAGGAAUAUCUGCGACAGCAGCACGCUCUCUGCAAGAACCCUGUCGUUACCUGCCCACCUUUCGAGCUUUUUGUACCUCACCGUUGUCCGGAGCCUCAGUACCGGACGACAGCUCCAUUAAACAUGUCCUCUCGUCUGCAACGUAGUCAAGUGUUUCCUCCCUCCGGUGGCUGUGAUGGUGCAAAACUUCACAGAAAAUUCGUCUACAGCCGGUUCCGACCCGUGCGGACAUUUCGUAAUCCCGAAGGCACGGGCAGCUACUCGUGCUGUGCAUUUUCACUGACGUCCCAGUUUGUUUUCCUGGGUACGUUAGUGGGUGAUCUGCAUGUCUACAACCUCUAUACAGGCCUGGAGGAAGCUACAUAUUCAUGUCAUGACUCUGAGCUAACAAACUGCCAGCCCUCAAAGGACGGGAGACUUCUGCUGACGUCGUCCAAUUGGAGGAGGCCGCUCUCGGCUCUCUGGACCUUUACGGACGUCUUCGAAGCGAAAUUAUCAUUUGAUGAAGAUCAUUACGUGGAAUUUGGCAAGCAGAACAUCGAUCGGAUACUGGGCACCAAGUACGAGGUGGCACACAUCUACGACACUGCCACUGGGGCGCUGCUCUUAAAAUUGAGCGACCCUGACCUCUCUAACCACUACAAUCGCAACAAGGCUACCUUCAGUCCGUCAGACGACCUGGUGUUAUCUGAUGGAGUCCUGUGGGAUGUGCGUUCGGCGUCUUCCGUGCACAAGUUCGAUAAGUUCAAUGCCAACAUCAACGGCGUGUUUCAUCCGAACGGGCUGGAAAUAAUCUCAAACACGGAGGUCUGGGACCUUCGCUCGUUCCGCCUGCUGCACACGGUCCCCACCCUGGAUCAGUGCCACGUGACCUUCAACGGUGCCGGUGACGUUCUCUACGGAGCCGUACUCACGGAGGACGACGACGAAUCGUCUCGUCUGUUUGGAUCGUCGUUCAGGACUUUCGAUGCGUCGGAUUAUUCUUCCAUCGCCACAGUCGACAUCAAGAAAAACAUCUUUGACCUGAAAACGGAUACCACUGACUAUUAUGUGGCCAUUGUUGAGAACUCGGGGCCUCGUGACGCCACCAUGAGCAGCACGGAGAGCAUUUGCCGUCUGUACGAGGUUGGACGGCAACGAGAAGAUGACGACGACGAGCAGGAUGCGGAGGAAGACGACGAGUCCGACGGCAUAGAAGAGACGGACGACGACGACGACGAUGAUGAUGAUGACGACGACGACGACGAUAUGGAUGCGCAAGAUCACGAUCCAGAUGACGGCGACGAGGACUUGGACAGCCACUCCGAGGACGAAGACGACGAUUCUGGCUCGGACCAGGUGUUGUUCGCGCUUAAUUAGGGUCAAAUUGUGUCUCCCCCACCCUUGAGGAGGUGUUUCUUUUGUAUAUUUUGUACAAAGACACAGGACAGUCCCCGCUUGAAGGGAGCGAUUCUUGCUGGAGGUUUUGGCAUCAGAACUGCCUCUGUGUUUUGAAAUGUGGAAUGAGAGGCUGACAAAAUAAAUAUUUGGCAUUGAAAUUUUAAAUUCAGUGCAUUUGUGUGGUGGA